CAGUGUCUUGGAUGCUACAGACAGGUGUACAUCAUGUAUUUUCAUGUGUUCGCUGCCUUUUUUGUUACUACUGUCUCUGCAUCAACUUUACAACAUCAUGCUGAUGUCAAUAAUGAUGUGUUGAUGAAACUGGUUGAAAGACUGGACAAGCAAGAACAAGAGAUAGCAUUCCUGAAAAGGUUGGAGGUGGAGGUUGCUGCAGUAAAACAGGAAAACAAACAACUUAAGUCAGAUAUUCAGAAAAUCAAGUUGAAGCUUGAUGCACUAACUAUCACUUUUCCUGAGCGAAAUGAAACAAGCCUUCACCAUGGAAACCAUUUUAUUACCAAGCGACAAGUGCAGCAGGGAAACCUGGCAAGUUCAGGGUGUGUGCAAGGACCCCAGGGACCCCCUGGGAAAGAUGGAAAGGAUGGCAAGGAUGGGAAAGAUGGAAAAGAUGGAAUUCAGAACCCAGGUUUAACAGUAGAGAGUCUCAAGCAAAUCAUUGGACUCCUUGGAUAUCAGUCACCACUACAAGUUGGCAACUCCUCAAGGAGCAGUGUUCAGGGACCACCUGGAUUACCUGGGAGAGAUGGUAAAGAUGGCAGAGAUGGAAUACAGGGACCACCUGGACCUAAAGGGGACCCAGGAUCUCUAACAUUGGAUACCCUCAAACAAAUGCUGGGACAAAUUGGAGCUCAGAUAGGGGUGCCACCUACAGGUUCACCAGCCAAUACCAGUCAUGGUGGGGCAGUUUACACACGCUGGGGCAGAACAACUUGUUCAACACAUUCAAAACUUUUAUACAAAGGGAUAUCUGCUGGAUCCCAUUACAGCAAAUCUGGAGGAGGCAGUAAUUACCUGUGUUUACCACAGACACCAGAGUGGGGAAAAUACCAAGAUGGAGGGCAAGAUUUAGGUUCUUACAUACAUGGUGUGGAAUAUGAAUAUGUUAAGCCUAACAUAUUUUCAACAUCCAAUACAGGAGGUCAGAAUUUUUUCAACCAUGAUGCCCCCUGUGCUGUAUGCUACACCCAAACACGUCCCAGUCAUGUGAUGAUACCAGCCAAGAAGACAUGUCCAGCUGGGUGGACAACAGAGUACAAUGGAUACCUGGUAUCAAAUCACGAUGUAGAGCAGCGCUCAGAGUUUGUCUGCCUUGAUGAAGCUCCAGAAGUGGUAGCUGGAGGUCAUGAAAACAAAAAUGGUGCCUUGUUCUAUGCUGCUGAGGCUAAAUGUGGUUCUCUCCCCUGUCCACCAUAUGUGGAUGGAAGAGAAGUAUCCUGUGUUGUCUGCAGUAAAUAG
Messenger RNA from Lingula anatina, 1284 nucleotides. RefSeq lists its product as uncharacterized. The record is from RefSeq and is a predicted model, not a curated record. NCBI's taxonomy places the organism in Eukaryota, Metazoa, Brachiopoda, Lingulata, Lingulida, Lingulidae.